Messenger RNA from Homalodisca vitripennis (glassy-winged sharpshooter), 7325 nucleotides. RefSeq names its product homeobox protein abdominal-B-like. NCBI's taxonomy places the organism in Eukaryota, Metazoa, Arthropoda, Insecta, Hemiptera, Cicadellidae. The transcript is spliced from 2 exons. Gene Ontology annotation, molecular function: RNA polymerase II cis-regulatory region sequence-specific DNA binding; DNA-binding transcription factor activity, RNA polymerase II-specific. The record is from RefSeq and is a predicted model, not a curated record. Gene Ontology annotation, biological process: regulation of transcription by RNA polymerase II. Gene Ontology annotation, cellular component: nucleus. The coding region runs from base 1277 to 2392 and encodes 371 amino acids.
ACACGGCCGCCAGUCAGUCACCAUUGUGCGAUACACAGGUUAACAUCGCGCAUCGGUGCCUAUCACCCCUUAUCUCGUAACCGAAUACGCGAAUCAGUUCACUUCCAAAACAUCCAAGAAAGUGCGAAAGAUGCUCUUGCGAAGGGCCGGGCUCGCGUAGAAGUGUGCUACAAAUGCGACGGUUGUAAAUUUCCGUCUGAAAUCUCGCCGACAAAAACGAACCACCCCCAGUGAAAUUGUGACAAUAGGCACCCUUUACAUAAAUUUGAAUGGGACCGAAACUCAGUGCUUUUUGCAUAAAACUGGCCCCGUUUCUGUGAAUUGUGGUAGUUAGUAGUUUUUGUGCGCGACCGGACGUCAGGUCGGACUUUCUCCACUACAGGUCACCCUUUGGUGAUCUAGUUUCUGACGUCCAACCCUGUUUUGUGAUCGAGGUGACAUUUCUUAAUAUUAGUGGCUUACGUAAUAUUCCAUUCAGUUUGUUACUGUAGUGGUUGCAAAUCGAGUAAAACAUUUAGAAAAUAAAUAAAACAAAUUUAGUUUACUUAAAUUGUGCAUAACAAGUUGUAUAAUUUUAUAAGAUGAAAAAUACAAUUUUGAUUUCAAAGUCAAUAAUUAUUCACUGAAACACAGAUUUUGGACAGUAAUUAAUUAUUGACAAAUUGCUUAGCCAAAUGAAAUUUCAUUGAGGAAUCUCAACUAUUUAUAUUGUCUUCAAUUUCUAUUAGAAAUUUAUUUAAACAAUUUUGUGUGACAUAUCGGUGUUUAUCGGAACGAGGGAGCUUGGACACUGUCAAAGACUGAACGGUUUCGACCCCCGCACAUAGUGCGCAUGCCCUCUGUCUCUUCGUCUCUCUCGCUCCUUCUCGCCGACACUCUCUUAGCCGCCUAUACAAAUGAAUUCAAUCUACACGUUUUUGGCAAGGAUUUGAUACAAUUUUGAACUGUCGCACCGUUUUAUUUCAAGCACUAAUCUGUUUGUGUGUUUUUGUCCUCCUUUCCACCAACUUCUCCACGAUUCCUCCGUCCGUUCUCGUCGGAAACCACCCUGUGAAUUUCUUCACGAAAUUCCUCUCUCCGAAACCGAACCGAUUUCCGGAUUUCCCUCCGAUCUUCCUAACCGGCCUCUACGACGACCCUCAUCAUCGGCGAUCUCGGGGUCGACAACUCCGCUGCCGCCCUGUACGACAUCCAAAAUGGUGGCGUCACGAACCUGGGGACAGCCUGCGCUGCCGGAUCGACGAACGGGUCUACCGCCGGGGUAACGUGGUGGAGUAUGAUGAACGGGAGCCUGUACGAGGAGUCACCACCACCGCAGCCACCGCCGCCACCGCCUACGGCCACCCCUAUCAAAACUUCCCCGUCCUCCACACCCAUAACCACCACAACGUCCUCGACCUCCCCGUCUUCAGUGACGAGCAACUCAGGCCCCCUACACAUCCCGGCCAAGAGGCUAGUCAGCUACAAUGACCUCGACCAGCCUGGAGGAGUGAUCAGGCAUUCGCACCACGGGUCGCAGCCCUGGAACUACAGUCCUACAGUCGAGGGCCACCAUCCUCCACCGGCCACGGCCUUCGACCAGUUCGGUACCGCAGGUCCCACCUACUACAACCUGGCGGACAACAGAACAGACAGUCGGAAGGCUGCGGCAGCCCUUAGCUUCUGGUCUCCUGCCGCCGCCUCGGGUGCUACCCCCGAGUACGGCAAAUAUUCCUCUUCUUCAGGGACCCCUGGGACCUCCUCGGAUCCCGCCGUCUCUUGCCACCAGUCUUAUUCGCAGACGUGGCCCAACUACUCACCGUACUCCUCGACUUCUCGACACCACGUGGAUCCUCACCACCACCAGUACCUGAGCCCCGCCGACGACCGUAGGGUCACGGCGGCCAUGGUCGCAGCCGAGAGUGCGGCUAGCUUCACACACGACAGCUACAUCAGAAACUAUGCCGUUCCGUCUGAAGUUCCUACCACGCCGUACCCUCCUACAGGUGGCCUGCCCGGAGUCGGUAUGACGGGGAUGGCGGUGGGCGCAAAUCCUCUGGAGUGGACGGGUCAGGUGGUCGCACGCAAGAAGCGUAAGCCCUACAGCAAGUUCCAGACUCUGGAACUGGAGAAGGAGUUCCUCUUCAACGCCUACGUGUCCAAGCAGAAACGGUGGGAGUUGGCGAGGAACCUGAACCUGUCGGAGCGCCAAGUGAAGAUCUGGUUCCAGAACAGGCGGAUGAAAAACAAGAAGAACAGUCAACGACAAGCGGCUCAGCAGCAGAACAACAACAACAACUCGAGCAACAACAACGCGAACCACCACACUACCCACCACCCUCACAACCACCCACACCACGUGGUCAACCACCAUGCGACGACGGCCAACGGACCUUUGAAACACCAUCAGUGACCCGCGCCCUUCUCUGGGGUUGUCUUCGGCCACCACCACCUUCACCACCACCCGCACGGCGUUGCCACUUAAGGUGGUCGUGGUGGUACAGGUAGGCCACGGUAUGUCUCGCCUUGGAUUGAAGAACCACAAUCUGACGUGUUAUGUUUCUUUAAUUAAGAAACUUAAUUCACUUUUGAUAAUUUUGUCGAAUUGAAAACGUAUAAAUAAAUUUGUACCAUUGAUAAUAUUAGCUUGUUAAAAACAAUUGAAACACACAAUAUUGUUUAGGAUAUCGCAAAAUUAUACAUUUGUUAUCGUUAAAUGAUUUUGUUUCUGUUGAGCUUAUUUUUACUGAAAGCUUCUGUUGAGUAUUUUUUUUUAAUUUUUAUUACUGUUUAUUAUUAUGAAAUCGUUGGACAGUUAGUUGACUGUCGUAUUAUUGUUUCGUUUUGUUUUCUCAAAAUGCACGUUUUAUAUCAAAAUCUGAUAUUUAUCGAGGUAAAAAAUUAGAGACAAGUAGGGUAUUGUCAGUUCAGCCGAAUACGUUUGAAUAUAUUUACAUUAGGUAAAUUACGUUUGCGAUUAUUAACAUAACUAUAUUAAUGAACGUAAAAUUUAAAAAAAAGGUACUACCAGUUACAUGAUAGAAAAUACCAUCUUAAACUCUAAGAGGGUGGUGAAUUAAAUACUUAAUACUUAGGUACCUCAUCAAUUUGUGCUUACUGAACAAUAUUUUUGUUUCUUAAAAAAAAUGUUGGCUACUUUCAAUGUUUUAAUUCGUGAAAGGCACGAAUUUUUUGAAAUUCUCAUGAAACAUUUGAAUUAAACUGCAAUUAAAGGCAGACAAUGGCAGGCCUCUGGUAGCUCUGGUGGGCCCAGCCGCACGCAGGAGCCACUGUCACGACCCAUGAGUCAGGCGACAUUAGGACUUCCUCGGGCCUGAGUAAUUAAGUAAUUUAGCUGAACCUGAGCCGAACCAGUUGUCAUCGGCCUCGGCAAGCGGAGGGCGGGCGGGAGGCCGCCGUGACUGACCUUGAGCGGUAGCAGGACGCAGGACUCUUGGCAAAGAUCCUUCCACUCUCGUCCGUCUUCACGCUCACGCAGUUAGAGACGAUAGCUAUCAUUAAACCCGCUUGAUCAUUACAAGGGUUAUUGCUUUUGCGGCCAUGCCCCGCAUCGGCGGUGGUAUCGGUGAAAGCAAAGUGACAUUGUGAAAGGCAAUCGGUGUUAAUUAAUAACGAUUGUAAUAACAUGUUAAGCUUUCACAAACAUAAUACCUGCUACAUCCUACGCUAAAACUUAAUAUGGUUAACUACGGUUUUAAUGCCGUAACGAAUAUAUGUAACGUUUUAGUUUAAAUAAUAUUUAUACUUAAAGCUCAAAUUUGUAAAAUGUUACUCAGUUUCCAAAACUAGGAACGUUAGCCAAUAUUAUGAAAUAUGUGGUUUGUCCAAAAUUUCUCCCAUCAGAAAUGUUUUGUGUUCUAUCAGUUAUAGGCGAAUAUGUGGAAAGAAUAAUUUUAUUGAAUAUAAAAAUCAUUUAGAGUAUAUAAAUAUGUGUGUUUGACUUUACACACAUUAUUGUAAAACUGCAAAACCAUUUAUUCUUAGUUUAUAUUGAAAUUGAAUUAAGAAAAGAAAAAAAAACUAUUUCAGAUGGUAAAACUAAUAAUUGGUCCUUUAAUAGUUAUAACAAUUGAAACCUAAUUAUGCAUUUAAAUGACAUUCAUCAUAAUUUUGAAUUCAAUUUUGGACUAUUUAUUUAGAAUAUAUCGGAAAGAAACUUUACUGACGAGUGAGCUAUCGUUGAUGACACAUAAGGUCAUCGUUAUCGGAGGCCAACAAUUUUUUUAACAACAACCGACAAGGUCGGGGUUCAAAGUUCUCAAAUAAAUGUAAUAACACUAAAUAAACAGUUUCUUAAAUUUAAAAACAGUUUAUAAUAUUUUGAAGUCUAUAUACUGGUUGGGCUGUGGCAAAAAAAUAAAUAGCUACAAAUGUGUUACAAACGUUUUUACCUAAAUAAGGCUCCAGUAUACAGAUUACUUUACACGUGUCUACUUAGGAAGAGCCAUACAGUUUCGUGAUAAAGUGUGAAAUGAUUGUUGAAAUGUAAAUAAAUUUUAGGUGUGCUUGUAUAAUAGAAAUUGUUAUCUACGAAUGGUUCGUUUUGAUUGGGAGGUCUUUUUGAUUUUUUACUUUUUUAUAUUAUAAACCGUGCUUUUUGUUGGAAUGGUUCUAAACCGUUGGUUAUAAUGAGGAAAAUAAUAAAUUAUUGAUAUAAUUCUUCAUUAUAAAAAUAAUACUUUCAAGUAACGCAAGAACUAGUUGAUAUGCUGGAAAUGAAUAAAUAUUUUUGCAUGCCAUUUUUCAAGUUAUGUUCUUCACUAAUAGUUUACAAUUUCAAAAGUAUGGAAAUGAAAUAUUUUUUGUGUAUAAAUUGAUCUAAAUUAAAGUGAUUUAACUUUUGCAACUAUUUUAACUAGAUAUUAUAUAUUGUCCUGAAGAUGUUUAACAAAACAGGACUUAUUUAUCAAGAAUACAAUUACUUGAUCAAAAUGUGUGUUGAUGGUUAUUUUACGAUUUGUCCAGUACAACUGUUGGUUUGAAAAUGUGAUUUUAUAAGUUUAUGUCUCAGUACAUCUGUAAAAUUAAAAUUUCGUUGUUGUUACUAGAUAAAGUUUUUGUGGGAUCAAAGAAAGCUCAUGUAAAGAAGUUAUUUGAUUUAUGAAGUUUUGUUUGUUCGAGAUGUGUUGGUGUUUUUGUUUGUGUGAUGAAGAUUUGGCGGAGUUGGGAGGAAACCACGUGGCCUAUGACGUAAACAACCCCAGAGAAAGAGUUUGGACUCACUAGAGCCAGAGACAUCUAUCUGAUUGAUGUGUAUCAUAAAUAGCGAUCAAGUGACUCUUAUGUGUUGAUACCUUAGGGUGUCUAUGUUAGACAGUUUCGUCUAUUUUAAGAAUCGCCAUAUAUGUUUUAGUUCAACGAAUUUUGUAUUUUUUGUAUAAUUUAAUUGUACAUAUUUUGUUUAUAGUGUGCCGUACUCAAAAUCACCUUAAGUUUAUUUUGUAAGUAUUUGUAACAGUAAAUGAUAGUUUUAAGUUUUGUGCCAAUGAUGUAUUUUAUGGUUAUUGUAUAAUUUGAGACUGCGUACUCAUUUUUAUGACGUUUGUAUUAAAAUCGUUACUGUAAAGUAACUUAAUGUACUAUAAACACUUUAGUAGGAUACGAUUGUAUUUGGCAAAAAGUGGCACUGAUUUCUUUAAGUCGUUCCACAUUUUACAUUAAUUAGACAUAAAUUCAACGGAAAUUUUAAAAUAUGCUUUGUAUACUGGAAUGUGAAGGUAGCGUAUACAGCUGAUAUACUAAGUUAAAUCCAGCGCUAAAUAAUGGAUUUUAGCUGUAUACGUUUACAAUUGUAGUCUUUCAGUUGAGUUUGAGAGUUUACGUUUAUUAUUAUAUUUCCGAUUUGUAAAACCGAUGUGUAUUUUCCGAUUUUAUUACUGAGCUUUAUUAUAAUGACCUAUAAUACACAUGGUUAGUAUACACAACUUCAUCAACUGAGUCCAUAAAUUUGUAUUAGAUAAAACAACACAUUUUUAGUUCAUAUUUCAGUACGAGCACGAACUAAAUUCAUCCAAUGCAUUUUUACAUACAUAUAACGUCAUAUAAAAUUCUAAACUAUGAUUAUUGUGUUUGGAAUUUCGGACAUGUUAAUUUCAAGAUUAAGUCGCAAUCUGUGAAAGAUUAGUCUUAAUAGUUAGCGAUAGUCAGUUCCUACUCCAAGCCCGGUGAACGAUAUCGUGUUAAUUAAUUUUAUUUUAGUAUUAAAAUAUAGACUUAAAUUAAUAAAAGCUGUAUGAUACAGUCAUUGAUAAAGGAUUAAUUUAAGUAAAUAUUAUCCAGUAUUACUCACGUUUACUGAUGAGACUUCGAAAUGUUUCUCACUACAUUAGGACUAAACAUUGAUUAAUAAUAUAUAUUACUCUUGAUUUAAUUUGUUUGAACGAGACUGAAAACUCACUUAGUGUUUAAUUGCUCAAAUAUCACAUUCAUUUAUGUUAUUUCAAAUUAGUGAUAACUAUUCACAUGAAUUACAUUAUUAUGUUCCUUAUUCAUUUUAGUUUGGAAUCUUCACCACAAGUUGAAGUAACUAUUAAUGAAACAUAAUAUGGAUAGUAAACAAUAGUAUCGUUUUCACUCAUGAAAUAUAUGAAUAACUUAUAUUUUGUACUUAAUGUGAGAAAGCUAAAUUUAUACAUAGUUUUUUGGUUUAAUACUCAUUUUUAAACUUUUUAUGACAUGCAACAGUGCAAUACGAUAUUUUGCUGUAAAUAUGCAACAUUUCUUGUAUUUAAUAUAGUGUACAUGAUAUUUCCUACAUUUCAUAUAAAAACCUUCUCUACUACAACCGAAUUGAAAUUAUAGAAGCUAUGAAAACAUAGAUUGUAAAUUAUCGUCCCAUAGUUUUAAUGAAAACUUUUAUAAAUUAUUUUUAGUGAUCGUUCUUUUCCAGCUUUAAGAAUGUGUAUUUUUUGUAGACUAGUACUAUUUAGGGUGUAGCUGCAUUUUCUGAAUCUUUUAAAUUCAGGUUACCAUGUUAUCUGUAGUGUAAGUUAGGUAUGUCGUUUUGUCUGUUGUGUCUCCGUCUGUAUGGAUGUUGUCGAUCAACCACAUCUUGUUGACCUAGUGUAUUGUAUAGAAUAACUGUUAACUUAACAUCUAUGUGUUUUUACGUUUUCCACAAAGAUUAUAAUAUAUUACACUUUUUUCUUUGUUGAAGUGUGUUUUUAAGUUUUUGUAUGUUUACUUUUCACUGUUUUGUUUAUCCUGCGUUUAGAACAAUUAAUUCUCUGUAGAGUUCGACUGUCACUGUCGAUUGUAAAUAAUUAUAAUUAAUAUUCCUUUUUCAAUAUAUAUGAAAUAUUGAAUCAAUAAAUAAAGUAACUUGU